CUAAAGGUUGGAUGUGUCUUCCGCUAAGGGAAACUCUGCCGAAAUUUCGUGGACGCCGACACUUGUGAAAAUAUCGAGGGAGCUGAGUGUGGACAGCAAAGGGGGGCUGAAAUUCGUCAUUUCUCAAGGAGAAGAUGAAUGAGAGAGGAGGAGAUGCUAAUGGAAGAGGAGCUGUAGCUGAGAAGACAAGUGAACCGCCGCCAUCAAAAGUUGAAGCUUUGGAUGGCUCCAACUAUGAGGAAUGGAGCGGACGGAUGAGAAGUGCCUUCAAACGCUACAAGCUACUGAAGAUUGCUGUUGGGGAAGAGAAGAUGCCGGAAGAAGGCGAAGCACGUGAACGGUGGAUUGAGAAAAGCACGGUGCUUUUCGACCUCAUCCUUCAAUCGGUCAACAAGGAGAUGUUCGAGCACAUCAAGGAUCUUGUGGAAGCGGAUGAUUCGGGUCCAAGGGCGUGGAAACUACUACGCGAUAUCAAGUAUGUGGCAGCAGCGUCAGGUGCUUUGCUCCCUGUCAUUGGUGUUGGAAAUGCCAAGGUUAAGGGAGCUAAUGGGGAGCUUGUGGGGCUUGGGAAUGUUCUGCUGGUUAAAGGCUUGUCUGCUAACCUUCUCUCUGUGCGACGACUGCAGAAGAGCAAGGCCGAAGUGACCUUUGGACCAACCAGCUGCCGUGCUAAGCUUGGGAAGAAGGUGCUAUGGAGUCUGGAAGAGGAGACCAGUUGCAUCAAGGACCUGUGGCAGCUGCCCAUCAUCCCAUGGAAUGGGAAGACUCCAACAGCAGCAACGGCAGCAGCGGCAAAGGCAACAGCAGGAGGAGAUGCAACUGCACCAACUGAUGGGGUCCUGGAAGCAGUCAAGAAAGUGCAGCAGCAGCAGAGACAUGGUGAGGUGCUUGCUGGUGUGGAUGCGAGUGCGGCAUGGGCUAAGGCUUCAUCAAAGAGUGGAGAGGCCGAUUGGGAGACAUGGCAUGAGAGGCUGUGUCAUGUGAACUUCCCUAUGCUACAGAAGUUGGUAAAGGAUGGGAGCCUGAAAGGCUUGGAGGUGAAAGGGGGAGUGAAGGAGAUUGGGAGCUGCCCUACAUGCUUGGAGACCAAGUUCUCCAAGUUCCCCUUCAACAGCACUACAGGACCAGCCAAGACCCCACUUGCACUUGUGCACAUGGAUGUGGUGGGGCCCACAAGAGCCCCUUCCCUCUCAGGCAGCCGCUAUUUCUUGACAAUUGUGGAUGACCACACUCGAGCAGCAGAUGAGUUGCAGCAGCCUUCAAGACAGGUAGAGGUUGCAGUGUCAGAGGAGGAGAUGUCUGGGGUGACUGAGGAAGGGGGAGCAGCUGAAGUAGAGCAGCAGCAGCAGCAGCAUGAGUCUCCACCUCGAGUUCCACACCCGCCUGAGCGUCCUAGGAGGGAUGUGCGCCCUCCAGUGAGGCUGACCUAUGGGGGAAGAGGCAAGCCGAAUGUGGUGCAGGCUGGGAGUGUGGUUGAGCAGAUUGAGGAAGAUGAGAUCGCUCACUGCUACUGGGCACCAAUCCCUGAGCCCAAGACUCGAGAAGAGGCCUUGAAUGGACCAAAUGGGGAGAAGUGGAAGGCGAGUGAGGAUGAGGAGUUUGGGUCCCUGAUUGAGAACGAGACAUGGGACCUGUGUGACUUGCCUCCUGGAAAGAAGGCAAUCACUUCCAAGAUGAUCUACAGGCACAAGUAUGGACCUGAAGGGGAGCUGACCCGAUACAAGUCUAGGCUUGUGGCAAGGGGGUUUCAGCAGACAAAAGGGAAGGACUAUGAUGAGGUGUUUGCUCCUGUGGGGAAAGGAACAACACUGAGGGUGCUGUUGGCGAUAGCUGCACUCCUGGGAUGGAAGAUACGGCAGAUGGACAUUGUGACUGCCUUUCUGAAUGGGAUCAUUCUGGAGGAGGUGUAUAUGAAGCAGCCAGAGGGGCUGGAUGAUGGGAGCGGCAGGGUCUGCAGGCUGAAGAAGGCCAUCUAUGGCCUUAAGCAGGCGCCUCGUGCAUGGUAUCACAAGUUGGAGGAGGCGCUGCUGGCUGGGGGUUUCAAGAAGAGUGAGUGUGACCCCAGCCUGUUCCUGCUGCAGGAGAAGGAUGAAAUCCUCAUGCUCUUGGUGUACGUGGAUGAUAUCCUUCUCUUUUCUGCAUCAACUGCUUUGCUGGACAGCGCAGAGCAGAUGCUAGAGAUGCAGUUCAAGUGUUCCAAGAUGGAGUAGUGUGCAGUGCAGUUGUCAUA
Closterium sp. NIES-67 is the source of this 2230-nucleotide messenger RNA. The record is from the annotation of a GenBank genome assembly. Lineage: Eukaryota; Viridiplantae; Streptophyta; Zygnematophyceae; Desmidiales; Closteriaceae.